Messenger RNA from Cyphellophora europaea CBS 101466, 990 nucleotides. RefSeq lists its product as uncharacterized. The coding region runs from base 1 to 990 and encodes 329 amino acids. Lineage: Eukaryota; Fungi; Ascomycota; Eurotiomycetes; Chaetothyriales; Cyphellophoraceae. The record is from RefSeq and is a predicted model, not a curated record. Gene Ontology annotation, molecular function: methionine adenosyltransferase regulator activity. Gene Ontology annotation, cellular component: methionine adenosyltransferase complex. The transcript has 2 exons. Gene Ontology annotation, biological process: S-adenosylmethionine biosynthetic process.
AUGAGCGACCAAAAGAACCAAGUCUUUCUUAUCUGGGGUGGAAAUGGAUGGAUUGCGGGCAUCCUGUACGAGAUGCUGAAGACGCAAGGCCACAAAGUCUACUCAACCACCAUCCGCAUGGAGGACCGCGAAGCUGUGCUGGCCGAGUUGAAUCGCAUCAAACCGACUCACGUCCUCAAUUGCGCCGGUGUCACUGGUCGUCCCAAUGUGGAUUGGUGCGAAGACAACAAACCUGCGACCGUCCGUGCCAACCUCAUCGGCACCAACAAUCUGGCCGACUGCUGUUUCCUGCAGGGAAUUCACUGCACAAUCUAUGCUACCGGAUGCAUUUACGCCUACGAUGAGAAGCAUCCUAUGGGAUCGGGCAUUGGCUUCACCGAAACCGAUCCAGCCAAUUUCUCCGGCUCGUACUAUUCCUUCGUCAAGGCUCACGCCGAGCGAAUGCUUGUCUCAGCUUACGAAGCAAACACUUUGAUCCUCCGUCUCCGAAUGCCUGUAUCGGACGACCUGAAUCCACGCUCGUUUGUGACUAAGAUCACGAAAUACGACCAUGUUGUCGACAUCCCCAACAGCAACUCGAUCCUUACCGAUCUCCUGCCAUGCAGCGUAAAGCUCGCACAGGAGAAGGUGACCGGCGUCUACAACUUCACCAACCCAGGUGCCAUCAGCCACAAUGAAGUUCUGUCGUUGUACAAGCAGUAUGUCAACCCGGACUUCAAGUGGAAGAAUUUCAGCUUGGACGAACAGGCCAAGGUGAUCAAGGCUGGAAGGUCGAAUUGCGAGCUUGACACCACUAAGUUGGUCAACAAGAUGCGCGAAUUCAAUAUGGAGAUCCCCAAUGUUCACGAGGCCUAUGCCCAAUGCUUCCAAAGGAUGGCUGCCGGCAAGCGCCAGCAUCAGGGAGCAGGAGAAAACAAGGAAAAUGUUGCCUCCACGAGCAGCAAGGCUGCAGAGCUAGGAGUCGUCGAGAGCGUCUCUCUCGUGAAGUAG